CGGCUCUUCCCGUCAGGGCGAUGGGCGCCCUGUGAGACUGGUCCCCCCUAGCUGGGGGCGCGUGUGGGAGGAGGCGACUGACUGACCGGGAGUCCCCGGGCCGGCCCUCCCUCGCCUUCCUCGGCCCCUCCCACCCUCUUCGGCUCUGGGAUUGCCACCGCUCGGGAGUCCGUGCUCGUCCGUUCCUCGCGUUGCCGCCGCCCCCGGGGCCUAGCCCGCCCAGCUCGGGAAGCGGCGGCGGCGGCGGCGGCGGGGAGCUGAAGCCGCCGCCGCAUCCGCCGCAUCCGCUUCGACUCGGUGCCGGCUCUUUACCCUGCUCCUCAUGACUGCGGCGCCUCUGCUGCUCCAGCCUUCCCGGCCGCCGCUCGCCGCAGGAUGGAUGCGGACCGUGAGGCGCUAACCCCCGUGGCUCAGCUCCUCGACCGCCCGCCGACGAGCCCGCCUCGUGAGCCGCAGCAGCCGCCGCAACUGGGCCCAGUGGCCCGCGUCUCCUUCGGGGCGGCUUGUCAGUGCUGAGUGAGGAGCCGUCCGGGUGCAUCCGUACCCGCCGGGAGCGGGAGCCUUAGUAGCGGGACCCGCUCACCUCCGCCGCUCUUCGGGCUCGGCCCCUCGCCCUCUCUUCAUUCACAAGUUCGAGCCCGCUCGCCUCGCUUCUGCGGACCGACCAUGUCAGGCGGCGCCGCAGAGAAGCAGAGCACCACUCCCAGCUCCCUGUUCCUCUCGCCGCCGGCGCCUUCCCCCAAGAAUGGCUCCAGCUCCGAUUCCUCGGUGGGGGAGAAACUGGGCAGCGCGGCGCCCGACGCUGGGACCGGCCGGACAGAGGAGUACCGGCGUCGCCGCCACACUAUGGACAAGGACAGCCGUGGCGCGGCCGCGACCACGACCACCACCGAGCACCGCUUCUUCCGCCGCAGCGUCAUCUGCGACUCCAACGCCACUGCGCUGGAACUGCCCGGCCUUCCCCUUUCUCUCCCCCAGCCCACCGUCUCCGCGGCCGCGCCGCAGAGUACUCCGCCGGAGCCGCACCGCGAGGAAACCUUGACCGCCACCGCAGCUGCCCAGGUAGCCCAGCUACCUCCCGCUUCUGCCGCCCCUGGGGAGCCAGCCGGCGCGGGCCCUGCCGCCGCGACUGCCCCCGGCAGUACCAGCAGAGAUCGUCAAGUGUCCCAGCCCAACCAUGUGGGGAGCAAAGAGGAGCCUCCGUCGGCCAGAAGCGGCAGCGGCGGCGGCAGCGCCAAGGAGCUACAGGAGGAACGGAGCCAGCAACAGGAUGAUAUCGAAGAGCUGGAGACCAAGGCCGUGGGAAUGUCCAAUGAUGGCCGCUUUCUCAAGUUUGACAUCGAAAUUGGCAGAGGAUCCUUUAAGACCGUCUACAAAGGUCUGGACACUGAAACUACAGUGGAGGUCGCCUGGUGUGAACUGCAGGAUCGAAAAUUAACAAAGUCUGAGAGGCAGAGAUUUAAAGAAGAGGCUGAAAUGUUAAAGGGCCUUCAGCAUCCCAAUAUUGUUCGAUUCUAUGAUUCCUGGGAGUCCACAGUAAAAGGAAAGAAGUGCAUUGUUUUGGUGACUGAACUUAUGACAUCUGGAACACUUAAAACGUACCUGAAAAGGUUUAAGGUGAUGAAGAUCAAAGUUCUAAGAAGCUGGUGCCGUCAGAUCCUUAAAGGACUUCAGUUUCUUCAUACUCGAACUCCACCUAUUAUUCACCGAGAUCUUAAGUGUGACAACAUCUUUAUCACUGGCCCUACAGGCUCAGUCAAGAUUGGAGACCUAGGUCUGGCAACCCUGAAGCGGGCUUCUUUUGCCAAGAGUGUGAUAGGUACCCCAGAGUUCAUGGCCCCCGAGAUGUAUGAGGAAAAAUACGAUGAAUCUGUUGACGUUUAUGCUUUUGGGAUGUGCAUGCUUGAGAUGGCCACAUCUGAAUACCCUUACUCAGAAUGCCAAAAUGCCGCUCAGAUCUACCGUCGAGUGACCAGUGGAGUGAAGCCAGCCAGUUUUGACAAAGUAGCAAUUCCUGAAGUGAAGGAAAUUAUUGAAGGAUGCAUACGGCAAAACAAAGAUGAAAGAUAUUCUAUCAAAGACCUUUUGAACCAUGCCUUCUUCCAGGAGGAAACAGGGGUACGGGUAGAAUUGGCAGAAGAAGAUGAUGGAGAAAAGAUAGCCAUUAAAUUAUGGCUACGUAUUGAAGAUAUUAAGAAAUUAAAGGGAAAAUACAAAGACAAUGAAGCUAUUGAGUUUUCCUUUGACUUGGAAAGAGAUGUGCCAGAAGAUGUUGCUCAAGAAAUGGUAGAGUCUGGGUAUGUCUGUGAAGGUGAUCACAAGACCAUGGCAAAAGCCAUCAAAGAUAGAGUGUCAUUAAUUAAGAGGAAACGAGAACAGCGGCAGUUGGUGCGGGAGGAGCAAGAAAAAAGAAAGCAGGAAGAGAGCAGUCUCAAACAGCAGGUAGAACAACAAUCAAGUACUUCCCAGGCAGGAGUCAAACAGAUCCCGUCUGCCAGCACUGGCAUGCCUACUGCUUCUACCACUUCAGCUUCAGUUUCUACGCAAGUAGAACCUGAAGAACCUGAGGCAGAUCAACAUCAACAACUACAGUACCAACAAACUAGUAUAUCUGUGUUGUCUGACGGAACGGUUGACAGUGGUCAAGGAUCUUCUGUCUUCACAGAAUCUCGAGUGAGCAGCCAACAGACAAUUUCAUAUGGGUCCCAGCAUGAACAGGCACAUUCUACUGGCACACUCCCAGGGCAUACAGCUUCUGUUGUCCAAGCACAGUCUCAGCCCCAUGGGGUCUAUCCACCCUCAAGUGUGCCUCAGUCCAUGGCGCAUCCGUGUGGGGGGACCCCAACAUACCCAGAAUCACAGAUAUUUUUCCCAACUAUUCAUGAACGUCCAGUUUCUUUUUCACCACCUCCCACCUGUCCACCGAAGGUGGCCAUUUCCCAGCGGCGUAAGAGCACCUCCUUCUUGGAAGCCCAAACUCGCCAGUUCCAACCCCUGCUGAGGACUGUUGGCCAAAAUCUUCUUCCACCUGGUGGCAGCCCAACUAACUGGACACCAGAGGCUGUAGUUAUGUUGGGCACUACAGCCAGUAGGAUAACUGGAGAGCCAUGUGAGAUACAGGUCCAUCCUAUGUUUGAACCAACUCAAGUUCACGGUGACUAUAGACCUGGACUAGUACUUCCAGAAGAAGCUCACUAUUUUAUUCCUCAGGAAGCAGUGUAUCUAGCUUACCAGGCCCAGGUGACAGAACAGUAUGAGGGUAUUCCAUACAACUCACCAGUACUGUCAAGUCCUAUGAAACAGAUACCUGAACAGAAGCCAGUACAAGGGGGCCCUACCUCAAGUUCUGUCUUUGAAUUUCCAUCUGGACAGGCUUUCCUGGUAGGACACCUUCAGAAUUUAAGAUUAGAUUCUGGAUUGAGUCCAGGAUCUCCCCUCUCUAGUAUUUCUGCACCUAUCAGUACAGAUGCUACACGUUUGAAAUUUCACCCUGUCUUUGUUCCUCAUUCUGCACCCGCUGUGUUAACUCGUAACAAUGAGAGAAGCAAUUGUGUAUUUGAGUUUCAUGUUCACACUCCAAGCUCCUCUUCAGGAGAAGGAGGAGGAGUUUUACCUCAGCGUGUUUACCGAAAUCGACAGGUUGCAGUGGACUUGAAUCAGGAAGAACCACCUCCUCAAUCAGUUGGAUUACAUGGCCGCCUACAGCCUGUGACUGAAGAACAGCGUAAUUACCAUGCCCCAGAAUUGACCGUUUCUGUGGUAGAGCCUAUCGGACAGAACUGGCCAAUAGGAAGCCCAGAAUAUUCCAGUGAUUCCUCACAAAUUACUUCAUCAGACCCCAGUGAUUUUCAGUCACCUCCCCCUACAGGGGGAGCAGCUGCACCUUUUGGCUCUGACGUCUCGUUACCCUUUAUCCAUCUGCCUCAGACAAUGUUCCAAGAAUCCCCACUUUUCUUCUGUUUCCCCCAAGGAACCACAUCUCAGCAGGUUUUAUCUGCCUCAUUUUCUUCAGGAGGAUCUGCACUCCAUCCACAGGCACAGGGGCAAAGCCAGGGUCAACCAUCCUCAAGUAACUUAACAGGGGUUCCAUCUUCCCUACCCAUACAACAUUCUCAGCAGCAGCAGGGAGUACAGCAGACAGCCCCUCCUCAACAGACAGUGCAGUAUUCACUUCCACAGACAUCAGCCUCCAGUGAGGCCACUACUGCACAACCAGUCAGUCAGUCUCAAGCUCCACAGGUCUUGCCUCAAGUAUCAGCUGGAAAACAGCUUCCAGUUUCCCAGCCAGUACCAACUAUCCAAGGCGAACCUCAGAUCCCAGUUGCGACACAACCCUCAGUUGUUCCAGUCCACUCUGGUGCUCAUUUCCUCCCUAUGGGACAGCCACUCUCUACUUCCUUACUCCCUCAGUACCCUGUCUCUCAGAUUCCCAUAUCAACUCCUCAUGUGUCUGCGGCUCAGACAGGUUUCUCAUCCCUUCCCAUUACGAUGGCAGCUGGCAUUAAUCAGCCUCUGCUCACCUUGGCUUCAUCUGCUACAGCAGCUGGGAUCCCAGGGGGACCAACUGUGGUUCCUAGUCAGCUUCCAACCCUUCUGCAGCCUGUGACUCAGCUGCCAAGUCAGGUUCACCCACAACUUCUGCAACCAGCAGUUCAGUCCUUGGGAAUACCAGCUAACCUUGGACAAGCUGCUGAGGUUCCACUUCCCUCUGGAGAUGUUCUAUACCAGGGCUUUCCACCUCGACUGCCACCACAAUACCCAGGAGAUUCAAAUAUUGCUCCCUCUUCCAGCGUGGCUUCUAUUUGCAUCCCUUCUACAGUCCUAUCCCCUCCCAUGCCGACAGAAGCACUGGCUACACCGGGUUACUUUCCUACAGUGGUGCAGCCUUUUGUGGAAUCAAACCUUUUGGUUUCUGUGGGCAGUAUAGGAGGACAGGUUCAAGUGUCCCAGCCAGCAGUGAGUUUAGCACAACAAGCCCCCACUACAUCCUCCCAGCAAGCAGCUCUGGAGAGUACUCAGGGAGUCUCUCAAGUUGCCCCUCCAGAGCCAGUUCCAGUGGCACAGGCACAGCCUACCACUUUGGUCUCUUCUAUAGAUAGUGCACAUUCAGAUGUUGCUUCAGGAAUGAGUGAUGGCAAUGAGAAUGUCCCAUCGUCCAGUGGAAGGCAUGAAGGGAGAACUGCAAAACGGCAUUAUCGAAAAUCUGUAAGAAGUCGCUCUCGUCAUGAAAAGACUUCACGUCCAAAAUUAAGAAUUUUGAAUGUUUCAAAUAAAGGAGACCGGGUAGUAGAAUGUCAGUUAGAGACUCAUAAUCGGAAAAUGGUUACAUUCAAAUUCGAUUUAGAUGGUGACAAUCCUGAGGAGAUAGCAACAAUUAUGGUGAACAAUGACUUUAUUCUAGCAAUGGAGAGAGAGUCAUUUGUGGAUCAAGUACGAGAAAUUAUUGAAAAAGCUGAUGAAAUGCUCAGUGAGGAUGUCAGUGUGGAACCAGAGGGUGACCAGGGAUUGGAGAGUCUGCAAGGAAAGGAUGACUAUGGCUUUGCAGGUUCUCAAAAAUUGGAAGGAGAGUUCAAACAACCAAUUCCUGCAUCUUCCAUGCCACAGCAAAUAGGCAUUCCUACCAGUUCUUUAACUCAAGUUGUUCAUUCUGCUGGAAGACGGUUUAUAGUGAGUCCUGUGCCAGAAAGUCGAUUACGAGAAUCAAAAGUUUUCACUAGUGAAAUAUCAGAUACAGUUGCUGCCUCUACUUCUCACGGCGCUGGAAUGAACUUGUCUCACUCUGCUUCAUCCCUUAGCCUACAGCAGGCGUUUUCUGAACUUAGACAUGCCCAGAUGACAGAAGGGCCCAACACGGCACCUCCCAACUUCAGUCAUAUAGGACCAACAUUUCCAGUAGUCCCUCCUUCCAUGAGUAGCAUUGUUGGAGUCCCAACCACAGCAGCAGCCACACCUUCAGUAUCAGUCCCUGCAACUAGCAGCCCUCUUACUGACAUUUCCACAUCAGUAAUUCAGUCUGAGAUUCCAAUGCCCACUGAAACAGGGAUUGGUGGAGUUGCCACCUGCACAGGUGUGAUGCCCUCAAGUGGUCUCCCUGUCCCACCUGUAUCUGAAUCACCAAUAUUUUCCACUGUGGUUUCGAGCAUCACAGUACCUACCGUUGUCUCGAUAUCAGCAACAUCCCAGCCAGUUCAGGCUCCCACAUCUGGGAGCGCUGUUUCUGGCAUAGGCACUUUGCCCUCUAUACCAGUUGCAACAACUUUAGCCCCUGCAGUGGGCAGUGCCGCUGCCCCGGGUGCUAAGCCCCCACCUGUACUGUCGCAGCAGGUGGCAGGCAGUACUACCGGCGCAGCCACAUUAGCCUCUGUUCCUGUCACCACUCCGUUCCCAAGCUUAGCUUCACAGCCGUCUCUUCAGCUUAGCAGUAGCACCUCUGCUCCGACUCUAGCUGAAACAAUGGUGGUUAGUGCACACUCACUAGAUAAAACAUCUCAUAGUAGUACAACUGGAUUGGCUUUGUCCCUCUCUGCAUCAUCGUCUUCCUCCCCUGGAGCAGGAUUAUCUAGUUCCAUUUCUCAGCCUGGUGGGAUACAUCCUUUGAUCACCCCAUCAGCUAUAGCUUCUACUCCUGCCCUUCCUCAAGCAGUAGGACCUACUUCUACACCUUUAUUACCCCAAGUACCUAGUGUCCUACCCUUGGUACAGCCUGUUGCCAAUGUGCCUGCCGUGCAGCAGACACUAAUUCAUAGUCAGCCUCAGCCAGCUUUACUUCCCAACCAGCCCCAUACUCACUGUCCUGAAAUAGAUGCCGACUCACAGCCCAAAGCUCCUGGAAUUGAUGACAUAAAGACUCUAGAGGAAAAGCUGCGGUCUCUCUUUAGUGAACACAGCUCAUCUGGAGCCCAACAUACGUCUGUCUCACUGGAGACUUCACUGGUAGUAGAGACCACUGUCACACCAGGCAUCCCAACCACUGCUGUUGCACCAAGCAAGCUCAUGACUUCCACUACAAGUACAUGCUUACCACCAACCAGUUUGCCAUUGGGUACAACUGGUUUGUCAGUUAUGCCAGUGGUCCCACCUGGGCAGGUUUCUACCCCAGUCAACUAUGUGUCAGCCCCAGUCAGCGUGACACCAGGAGUGAAAGCUGGAACUGCUCCAUCGAAGCCACCUUUAACUAAAGCUCCAGUGCUGCCAGUGGGUACUGAACUUCCAGCUGGUACUCCACCCAGCGAGCAGCUGCCACCUUUUCCAGGACCUUCACUAACUCAGUCCCAGCAGCCUCUGGAAGAUCUUGAUGCUCAAUUGAGAAGAACACUUAGUCCAGAGACUAUUGCGCUGACACCCACAGUUGGUCCUGUGUCCGUGGUGGCUCCAACAGCAGUUACAGAAGCAGGAGCACAGCCUCAGAAGGAUGUUUCUCAUAUCGGAGAAGGUCUUGUCCUAGCAACUAGUUCAGGAACUGGUGUUUUCAAGAUGGGACGAUUUCAGGUUUCAGUUGCAAUGGAUGAUGUCCAAAAAGAGGGUAAAAAUAAGUCAGAAGAUACAAAGUCUGUUCAUUUUGAAUCCAGUACUUCAGAGUCCUCAGUGCUGUCAAGUAGUAGUCCAGAAAGUACCCUGGUGAAGACAGAGCCUAAUGGGAUAACCAUCCAUGACAUCUCAUCAGAUAUGCCAGAUAGUGCCCGCAAAACUCCUGCAUCAGAAGCAAAGUCAGAAACUGGGCAGCCUACCAAGGUAGGACGUUUUCAGGUGACAACUACAGCAGACAAAGUAAGUCGUUUCUCUGUAUCAAGAACUGAAGACAAGAUCACUGAGGCAAAGAAAGAGGGACCAACAGCAUCUCCUUCUUUUAUGCAUUUGGAACAAGGUGUUCUCCCUGCUAUGAUACCAAAGAAAGAAAAGCCUGAACUGUCAGAGCCUUCACAUCUGAACGGGCCAUCUUCUGACUUGGAGGCCGCCUUCCUUAGCAGGGAUGUGGAUGAUGGUUCAGGUAGUCCACACUCCCCCCAUCAGCUGAGCUCGAAGAGCCUGCCUAUCCAGAAUCUAAGUCAAAGCCUUAGUAAUUCAUUCAACUCCUCUUACAUGAGUAGUGACAAUGAGUCAGAUAUUGAAGAUGAAGAUUUAAAAUUAGAGCUGCGAAGACUACGAGAAAAGCAUCUUAAAGAAAUUCAAGACUUGCAGAGUCGCCAGAAGCAUGAAAUUGAAUCUUUGUAUACCAAACUGGGAAAGGUUCCCCCCGCUGUCAUUAUUCCCCCAGCUGCCCCCCUUUCAGGGAGAAGAAGGCGACCCACUAAAAGCAAAGGCAGCAAAUCCAGUCGCAGCAGUUCCUUGGGGAAUAAAAGCCCCCAGCUUUCAGGUAACCUGUCUGGUCAGAGUGCCGCUUCAGUUUUGCACCCCCAGCAGAGCCUCCACCCUCCUGGCAGCAUCCCAGAGACUGGGCAGAAUCAGCUAUUACAGCCCCUUAAGCCAUCUCCCUCCAGUGACAACCUCUAUUCAGCCUUUACCAGUGAUGGUGCCAUUUCAGUACCAAGCCUUUCUGCUCCAGGUCAAGGCUGUGCGAAGUUUAACUGUGCAUCUGAGCAGGUGACAUUCAAACCUGGUGGCAGGAGGACCCGAUUUCUGAGGAAGAUGGUGAAAAAAGUCUGUCCUUGCAACCAGCUCUGUAGGACCAGUAGCACAAACACCGUUGGGGGAGCAGUGAACAGCCAAGCCGCCCAAGCUCAGCCUCCUGCCAUGACGUCCAGCAGGAAGGGCACGUUCACAGAUGACCUGCACAAGCUGGUAGACAAUUGGGCCCGAGAUGCCAUGAAUCUUUCCGGCAGGAGAGGAAGCAAAGGACACAUGAAUUACGAGGGCCCUGGAAUGGCAAGGAAGUUCUCUGCACCUGGUCAGCUGUGCAUCUCCAUGACCUCAAAUCUGGGUGGUUCUGCCCCCAUCUCUGCAGCAUCAGCUACCUCUCUAGGUCAUUUCACCAAGUCUAUGUGCCCCCCACAGCAGUACGGUUUUCCAGCUCCCCCCUUUGGCACUCAGUGGAGUGGGACAGGUGGCCCAGCACCACAGCCACUUGGCCAGUUCCAGCCUGUGGGAACUGCCUCCUUACAGAAUUUCGGCAUCAGCAAUUUGCAGAAAUCCAUCAGCAACCCCCCAGGUUCCAACCUGCGGACCACUUAGACCUAGAGACAUUAACUUGAGUAGAUUUGGGGGCAGGAGAUGGAAUGCUGAAGGGUGGGUGGGUGGGGGGGA
Odobenus rosmarus divergens (Pacific walrus) is the source of this 9240-nucleotide messenger RNA. It is a transcript of the gene WNK1, whose product is annotated as WNK lysine deficient protein kinase 1. Bases 667 to 9168 code for a protein of 2833 amino acids. NCBI's taxonomy places the organism in Eukaryota, Metazoa, Chordata, Mammalia, Carnivora, Odobenidae. Gene Ontology annotation, molecular function: potassium channel inhibitor activity; ATP binding; chloride channel inhibitor activity. The transcript has 31 exons. The record is from RefSeq and is a predicted model, not a curated record. Gene Ontology annotation, biological process: intracellular signal transduction; monoatomic ion homeostasis; positive regulation of sodium ion transmembrane transporter activity. Gene Ontology annotation, cellular component: cytosol; cytoplasm.